Messenger RNA from Owenia fusiformis, 1258 nucleotides. The record is from the annotation of a GenBank genome assembly. NCBI's taxonomy places the organism in Eukaryota, Metazoa, Annelida, Polychaeta, Sabellida, Oweniidae.
AAGAUGUUGAGACUUCCUGUCGAAGAAUAAUGCAAUCAUUAGUGAAAUAUUGAAAAUAGAACACGUAUUCACCUUAAAAGCAAGUUAAUGAGUGAUAGACAAUGAAUUUAAGGUUUUCUAAAUUAUUAAACAGAAGAACAGAUCAAGAAAAAACAACCAACAACGUUUAAAAUUGGAGUUCUAAGUGAAGAUUUUUUUGUUUCUCGAAAAUUUCUGAAGAUAAUUUCAAGAUUUGCAACGUGGAACGUGUAACUUGAUAGAAUUAAAUAUUUUGACGAAUAUCGAGGUGAAAAUGGCAAGCAUAUACAACACAGUUAAAUCUUGUAUAAUAAAGACGCCUCCAUCUGGCGCAACUGAGAUUGUGACUAAAUCUAAAGAAGAAGAUGAUAAAGCCAUUGCAGAGGUUAAGAAAUCAUCAGAAGAUGAGGGAUCUGAUAGUGACAUUGAUAAUGUUAAGGAGAAUGAUGCACCUGAACUGAUCUCUGAUAAGAAGACAGAUGAGUUGAUGGAGCCACCCCCUAACCAUGGAAUGGUCUGGAAAAUUGGCAGUGGAGUCUGGGGCCUGACAUCGGGCACAGUUGGCCUAGGGGUCAACAGCGUCAAGUGGGUUGCUGGGAAGGGCUACGAUGCAACCUCAGCCGUCGUCACUACAGGCGCCAGCGCAGCUGUUGCGGUGAAAAACAAAAUGCCAACAAUACGGAAACACCCCAAAAAAGACUAAUCCUUACGCUCCCGUAGGUUGAUAUUUCAUAAACAGGCAAUGGAUUUUUCUAACUGAUCUUUGGAAUGUGGAUAAUAUUGGUCCUAUAGUAAUCAACAAGAUUCUAUCGUUCAUGUACUUUUAUGGAUCAUUAGUUGACGAGUCAUUGAUUAGUCGAUAAGUUGGUCAAUUGUUUAAGUAUUUUGUGAGUUGGUAAUACCAUUGCCUAAAUUUAGUUACCUGGGGCACAUCACUCUUGGUUGCAACAAUUAUCAAAUUAAUUUUGUAACCAUGAAAAUCUUGAUAUCAUAGAGACUGUAACAUUAUCACAAGCCCAUAGACCCUGGAGCCAAGUACUUUUAAUAUGGCCCAUUUUAUUUAUCUGCACAUAGAGGAGAUAUGUCAUUGUAAUGUUACCCAUAUGCUUGAUAUCAUCACACUACCCUACCACGUGACCACAUUUAAAAAGGAUACAGGGUACAGUUAAGUUGCAAAUGGAGUGGGUAUUCUCUAUCUUUGUCCAUUGGUAAUCAUAUGUUGCAAACUACUCAAUGAAUU